CAGGAGUCACAAGAAGUGAAUACGAAUAUCAAUUUUCUUUACUUAAUCCGUCCGCAUUUCUCCACACUUUGCACUACUCUUGUCAUGUUUUGGAAUGUGUUUCUUGGUGACCAGACCAGGGCACCUCCACCACCGUAUGAAAGAUGGUUUGAUAUGAAACUCUGUGAAUUCCAUAACUUUCUCCAGUCUGUUCCAGUGCCCCACAGAAACUGGUUGUUACUAAUUUUUGUUUGCGGUGUAAGCAAUUUCACAAUGUUCAAACCGGGCAUAAUCCGCAACUCGUUAGCCGCCUCGACCAAUACAACUUCAGCCGACAAUCUCCUCUCACUUUAUAACAAAAUCCCAGAUUAUGCGGAGGUCAAGCACUUAGGACAUUCUGACUUUGUUCGGGCCUUGGAGAAACUCAAAGAAGAAUUUCGAAGGGUUCGAUCUUCUCUUUACAUUUCAAAUGAGGAUGGUCACCUGGAAGAUAUCGACGUUGAUGAUGUAAGCUAUUUAGAAAGCCGCCUCAAAAUUCUCAACAUACGGGAUUCAGCAUCCUUAUCUCCAAUUAGAAGACCAGGCACUGCACUUAAGAGUGCAACCGGAUAUGAACAAGGGUCCGAAAAAUCCAACUUGGAAGUGCACGGUCGCCAAAGUCAACUCCACCGAAGUCCAACAACAAGCAAUUAUGCCAUCAAUUACUUAAACUAUAACAAACCCAGUAGAUCACUAAGCUUUGUUAACUUUGACCGGAAAGAGAGGCAAAACUUUUCCUCAGAUGAAGAGGAGAACAAUAAGCGCGUAGACGAGUACACGUCGAUAAAUUCAGAAUCGUGUUCAGAAGGUUCCAGCCCAGAUUUGGGAAGUUACGCAUACCGUGAAUUUAAAGAGUAUGAACGUAAAGACUAUGUACCAAAGAAUAUUGAAAAAAGAUUACUGGAAAGAAAAGCGUUCAACAAUAGUGCUCCAUCAUUGUCAGGAGGUGGAAAGGGUCCAACUCGAGAAGACGAGGGUUCUCACUUAUUCAAAGCUCAUCCUGUACCAAGUCACGUUUAUAAACCUCUGUAUGAUUUUAUCAUGCUCAAGAAUCAACGAAGAAGCCAAAAAGUCAGGGAGCAAAGCAAACAAAAGUUGAUGGCUCAAGUGAAGCCAUUUAAUUUUGCCAAUAAGCCAUCGUCAUCAAAAUCAUUUCCUCAUGCUUCUUCGGAUAAUAAACCAUUGACAAAUUAUGAACGAGCCGCAAUGACACAAUCUCACAAAGAAGUUUUAAAUAAUGCUAAACCCCUCAAGUCAUCAAGACGAUGCUCUAGUCAUACAAAUAAUUUUCGAAUGGUGAAUCACUUCAAAGCCAAUCCAGCCCCACCAAGGACAAGAGCGCUGUUGUCAGCCAUGCGAUUAAAGGAACAGCAGGAAUAUCGUGAGCUGAAAAAGAGGCUACGAGCUGAAGCACUUUUAAAAAAUGCAGCUCUGCCACCGUCAAUGGCUGCAAGGGAUAAACGCACCAAAAUAUCUAAUACCAAACUGGAUACAAUCAUCCAAGAAUAUCAAAACUCUUGCAACAGUACAAGAGAUAAGAACAACAAAAAUCGAGAUAAGGAGCAAAGCACCGAUCUGGAUGGCGACAAUGAUAACAACACUUUCACCGAUGAGGAUCGACUAAGCGAAGAUUCCUUUCGAUAUGUUGAUGGAACCCCGAACAAUAUUUCUCCCGUGACAUCGGCAAUCAGCAGGAAACGGGGAAACUUUACGCCGUUUGGAAAGUCAAGGCAUAGUUCUGCAGCCUCCGGAAUCUUUGAGUGCACUUCUAAUGAUAAUGUGGCCUCGAGGUUGAGAAUUCAGGAAACAAGGAGGAAAGAAGCCAACCGGAUUAAACGAGAAGAGGAAGAACUCUUAAAGCUUAUGCGAAAUGAAACUCGCCGUAAGAAACUCAAAGAUUCUCAUCUUUCCGCAUGGCGUAGAGCACACAGUUAUUCCUCUCACCAGGAUAUUACAAUGCGUCGUCAGUUAAGAGAGGCUGCGUCAAUUUUAGAGAGACAAUCUUUCGUCAAAGACAUGUCAUCCAUGCUCAGCCGCGUUAGAAGUGCACCUCUGCUCCUCGAAGGAACUCGUGAGAGACGAUACGAGCCAUGCAAAAAGCACAAAGAAGAAUUCCUUCAAUAUGGAGAUCGAUCGUUAUCGAAUAACAACAAACAACUAGCUACACACAGAUUCAGUCCGCGAAAGGCAGGAAGUAGAAAUGGUAAUUGGUUUCUGGAUCGAUACGGCUUUGGCGACGAUGACGGACCAAGUCGGAGUGAAACGGUUGCACUGGCUGAGGGAAGUUUGACCAACGCUUCAGAGGAGGAAGACGAUGAUAAUGACAUGGGUGGUGCCGACGAGAAUGACGAUACAGCCAAUUAUGCUGAGAACGACGAGAAUAAAAUAGUGCCCACACCGAUGCCACGCAAUACGAAGAAAAAACAUGUCCGAGUCAAUCUGGUUGAUAAUGAUGGGGAAGGAUUGCACAGUGAAUCAGUCGAUAAAGAAUGAAUUAAACCAUGUUUAAAAACACAUCUAAAAGUAAUUAAUCAUGGAAAGAAGAUAAUCAAUUUCUUGAGACAAUCAACCAAUUGUGAGUAGUAAUAUGUAAUAGUUUACUUUAAUCAAUUUUUUCUACAUUUUUCACUUUCAAUAAACUAUACAUAAUUAUGUCCCUUACAAAUUUA
This is a messenger RNA of Folsomia candida, 2687 nucleotides long. RefSeq lists its product as uncharacterized. The transcript is spliced from 8 exons. Gene Ontology annotation, cellular component: cilium. The coding region runs from base 85 to 2511 and encodes 808 amino acids. The record is from RefSeq and is a predicted model, not a curated record. Gene Ontology annotation, biological process: cilium organization. NCBI's taxonomy places the organism in Eukaryota, Metazoa, Arthropoda, Collembola, Entomobryomorpha, Isotomidae.